Messenger RNA from Ectocarpus sp. CCAP 1310/34, 1224 nucleotides. NCBI's taxonomy places the organism in Eukaryota, Phaeophyceae, Ectocarpales, Ectocarpaceae. The record is from the annotation of a GenBank genome assembly.
AUGGCAGAACCAGUGCAAGAAGCAACCCCUCCACCUGGCGAAGACGACACGCAGGCUCAGCAGCCAGCUCUCCCGACGGAACAAGAAGGAGCGGCGCCAUCACCCGCGGCAGCGGCGGCGGCGGACCCAACGACACCAGUGGACACCGACCAGGAGCUUGAGCAGGCGCUUCGCGCAGCGCUCGCGGGCCCGGCCAAGGACCUCGGCCUGCUGUGCAAGACCCUGGGGGACAGGUUCUGCCUCGAGCCGAGGCGCAGCAGGAGAAAAGAUACGCAAGCUGUAUGCGACUCUGGAUCGGACACCACCUCUCCGGCUGACCAGGAGCCGAGCAGCAGCGAGACGGACGGGGACAGCAACAGUGCGAGCGGGAGCGGCGGCGGAAGCAGCAGCAGCAGCAGCAGCAGCACCGCCGAGAGGGAAAGCAGGGAGGACGACCUCCAAGCCGUGUCUGCGGCAGCGAAGAUCUCCGCCGAUCUGCUAUCGAGUGCCUGGAGUGCGCUAUCCGCGUGGCGCGAAGCGAUCUCCGAAGGAGAUCUGUUGGACGUGUUCAACUCCAUGGAGGGCGAAUGGUACCUCGGAAAGGUGCUCCACACGGUAGACGAAGAGGAGGAGGGAGGGGAAGGGAAGCCGGAGUUGCAGGCGAUGGAGGAGGUGAAGGAGUGGAUCCGCGAGGACGAGUUCGGGAAUAUCGUGGCGAGAGGCAUCGUGGGAGAAGACGACCCUUACGACCCAAAGGUUUUCGACAGGAAGAAGGCGGAGGUCGAGGGGGAGGCGGAAGAGAAGAACCCUGUGCCGGUUGAGGGAGCCACAACCAACAGGUACGGUCGCGUGGUGGUUCCUCGCGUUAACCUCGCCACACCGAAGGGAAAGGGAAAGGCCAAGGACCCCAACGGGGACGGCGGCGUCGGCGGCGGGGACGACGCGGAAUGCAAUGAGGGGGAGGGGGAGGGGGAGGGGGGCACCGCGGAUGGUGAAAGUGGCAAUGGCAAGAAGCGCACGAACCGGAAAGCCUUGGUGGCAGAGGGAGGGGGCGCCGUGAACAGUGCGGACGACUGGAUAUGCGCCGUGUGCUCGCAGCUCGACACGCCGUGCAUGUCGGACAUGGUCACCUGCGACGGCCCCUGCCUCCGCAGCUUCCACGUGGUGUGCCUCGACCUCGGCGAGGAUGCUCUGAAGGAGGAGAAGUGGCUGUGCGAGGACUGCGAGCGGGGGGAGCAUGAGUGA